AGGUGUAUUAGCAGUGAAUCGUUUCGUUGUCGUGGUAAUUUAAAGGGACACAUUUCUUACAUUAUAAGUACCGUUUCAAGUUAUAUUUUGUUUUCAUUGAGUAUAAAUGACUCACACUUACAGGACGGGACAGUGAAAUCCAUCAAACAGGAAUAUUACGCAUUCGGAAUCAGAUGUGGAAUGUCCUUUAAAAAUUCAAGUUUUAGCUUAAUCAAUUGUUAUCAGCGAAGUUGUAUGCUUUUAUCUUUUGACGAUAUUUGGAAACGUGCUUGAAGCGUUGUGUUUUACAUGUAUGCUAUUUGAUUUGAGAUCUCUUCCAUUUGGAUAGUAGAGAUGUGUUGCGGGUGUAUGUGUGCAUUUUAUGUAGAUUUAUUAUCUUCAUUUAUGCUAAGUCAUUAUGACAGAUUUGUACAUUAUUUAGGAACAAAACAUCAGAAGGAACCAAAUAUAUUAACUAAAAAAGUAAGGAUCUUACUACUUCGGCUAGGAAUUGGAUAUUUGAUCAACAUAGCAUUAUUUCUAGUUGUUUGUUUUGUCAACAGGAAAACUAAGGAUGAAGGAGACGGGGGGUUCCUGUUAUUUUGUGCAAUCGUAAUUUUCGCAGUAUGCUUUUAUGCGUUUAUAACUUUUUCUCUAGUAUACAGACUUUCACGGUUUUCAAGUAAUGUGGACGAUCCUAGAGCCGAAUAUAAAGUCUUAAAAUAUCAAAAGUUUAUGAUGGUAUACAAAUGUCUAGAUGUCAUUUUCGACAUAUCGGUGCUGCUUUAUAGUUUUAUUUUAGCAGAUUGGGAUUUAACAAAAUUUACUAUUGCGGCUACUGCGCUUUUAUGUACCGAUAUAGUGCUGAAUUCAAUUGUGCUAACGACAAACUGUUGUUCCGACGAGGAAAAAAGCAAUCAUCCAGAUGGUUCAAGUGAAAACAAUCAAGCGUUUGAAACUGGUGAAAUACAAGAGCACAGAUCGGUGGUUAGAGAUCAUAGAGAUGUUAAUAUGGAAGAAGGAAUGCCACAACAAGAGCAAGACUUCGAAAGAGUGUCACUUAAGUCUGUUAAGUUACCUGAUAAUAGUGUAAUCAGAAGAUCAAAUAAAGAAACAGAUUAUCAGCAAAAAUUGGAAAAUCAAGACAAGUUCGGGCAUACCAAGGAUAUGAAAGGUAUUUAA
This is a messenger RNA of Mytilus trossulus (common blue mussel), 1161 nucleotides long. RefSeq lists its product as uncharacterized. NCBI's taxonomy places the organism in Eukaryota, Metazoa, Mollusca, Bivalvia, Mytilida, Mytilidae. The record is from RefSeq and is a predicted model, not a curated record. The transcript is spliced from 4 exons. The coding region runs from base 334 to 1161 and encodes 275 amino acids.